Messenger RNA from Lacerta agilis (Sand lizard), 1141 nucleotides. RefSeq names its product 5'-AMP-activated protein kinase subunit gamma-2. Lineage: Eukaryota; Metazoa; Chordata; Lepidosauria; Squamata; Lacertidae. Bases 40 to 966 code for a protein of 308 amino acids. The transcript has a single exon. The record is from RefSeq and is a predicted model, not a curated record.
CGCGGGUCCGCUGUUGGCGAAUCAGAAAGUGAUAUCUACAUGCGAUUCAUGAGGUCACAUAAGUGUUACGAUAUUGUUCCAACAAGCUCAAAGCUUGUGGUCUUUGACACUACACUACAGGUAAAGAAAGCUUUCUUUGCCUUGGUAGCAAAUGGUGUCCGAGCAGCUCCUCUGUGGGAGAGUAAGAAGCAAAGCUUUGUAGGAAUGUUAACUAUUACAGAUUUCAUUAAUAUACUGCAUAGAUACUAUAAGUCUCCAAUGGUACAGAUCUAUGAAUUGGAGGAGCACAAGAUUGAAACAUGGAGGGAGCUUUAUCUACAAGAAACCUUUAAGCCUUUAGUGAACAUUUCACCAGACGCCAGCCUUUUUGAUGCUGUGUAUUCACUGAUCAAAAACAGAAUCCACAGAUUGCCAGUUAUUGACCCAGUGAGCGGAAAUGCACUUUAUAUACUUACCCAUAAAAGAAUCCUCAAGUUUCUCCAGCUUUUUGUGUCAGAAAUGCCAAAGCCUGCCUUUAUGAAGCAAAAUCUGGAUGAACUUGGGAUAGGAACAUAUGACAACAUCGCCUUUAUACACCCAGACACUCCUAUCAUUAAAGCAUUGAAUAUAUUUGUAGAUAGAAGGAUAUCAGCACUACCUGUUGUGGAUGAGUCAGGAAAAGUUGUAGAUAUUUAUUCCAAAUUUGAUGUAGUAAAUCUUGCUGCUGAAAAAACUUAUAAUAACUUAGAUAUCACAGUGACACAAGCCCUACAACACCGCUCUCAGUAUUUUGAAGGUGUUGUGAAAUGCAGUAAGCUGGAAACACUGUUGACCAUCGUGGAUCGGAUAGUUAAAGCUGAGGUGCAUCGAUUGGUGGUAGUGAAUGAAGCAGAUAGUAUUGUUGGUAUCAUCUCGCUCUCAGACAUCCUACAAGCUCUGGUGCUCACACCAGCUGGUGCCAAACAAAAGGAAAGUGAAACUGAAUGAUUGCUGUGAACAUAUAAACCUUUGUAGAAGAACUUGAUUGAAGUCACUGGGUCAUCUUUGCCUCAAGAACACUGGCAGCACUAGAAAAGAGAGAAAUGGGGAUGAGUAUGUGUGUAUUGGGACUGAGUGUUGGGUAACUAGUCUAUUACUUCCCAGUGACUGUCACACACAAAAA